GUUGCCAUAGCAGAGAGAAACUGGCUUGUCCCUCUUCAGUUGUCACUUGCUAAAGUGACUUGUUAACGGUUUCUAUGUUGCUAAUUCAUGCUGGCUACUCCUGACCAAAACAAUGGAAUCCUCCAGCGAGUCAGACACCUUCGACCGGACGAGGGGGCUGAGGUCACGGGGGCGGAAUGCCAGCUCUAGGUCGCGACGGGACAGUCACAGAACAGGUCCUGAUGCUCCAGCCAUUUCAGAGAAAAUUAACACCUUGGCGAGUACUUUACAGGACACUAAUAGGAAUUUGAACAAAGUGGACCGGAUGUUGGGGCAAUACAGAGAGCACACAGAUGACCAGGCGGAAGCCAUGGCAACAUUGAGGGAUAAUCUGGAGGAGUCUAUCGCUCAGCUGCAGAACCAGAGGCUGCAUAGUUCCUCAGGGGUCCGGAGUGCCUCAGCCUCCACCCUGCACACCAGCGACCUGGAAGCUGGCUAUGGCUCAGAGGGCCAGCGCUUCUACCCCACGUCUCCCUUGAAGGACUAUGGGAGAUCUGAGUCGGCCGGAGAAGGAGGAGCGAGAAGGAGGUCUAGAUCAGCUACAGUCCGCUUCAGAGACUCCAGCCUGCCAGACGGGGAUGUCCACGUCCUGCACCAGUCAUUCAGAGACCUGCGCAGUGACCAGCUGAGACUGGGGGACGACAUGGACAGAGAAAUCCUCAGGAGGAACAGGUCUGACAUUGACACCAGACGAGCCUUGGAGAAUCUGUCCGAGCACCUGACGACUUCACAGAGACAGGACUCGGUGUCGUCUCGUGUGGAGAAGCGUCUGCAGGAGAUUGAGAGGGAGAUGCGUUCGGAGCGGGAGAGCGUGUCAGACAGACGACCAGAACAGCGGGGUAUCAUGUCUGAUGAACUGCAGGAGGCUCUGAGGAGGCGAGAGGCUCGGGACCUGGAAACUGAGGAGGCCGUCAAGAACAAACUACUGAGAUCAGAGAGCGAGAAGACCAAGAUGGAGGCGGAACUGGAGAGGGCCAGGAGACAGCUGGACCAAUCAGAAGGAGGCAGGGGCGCUCUUCUACAACAGGUAGAGGAGAUGCGUGUGCAGCUGCUGAGGACAGAGAAGGAACGUAUGGAUCUGCAGAGGGAGAUCUCCCAGCUCACUACACAGCCCAGAGCCACUCGCAUGGACAGGGAGGAGAGAGGAGCAGGACUGGGACUAGACCGGUCGUCGGAGCUGGAGAGAGAGGUGCAGGAGCUGAGAGCCCAGCUGAGCAGGACAUCUGUCCUCAGUGAGGUGGAAGAUCUCAGGAGGACUCUGGAGCGCAAAGACCGAGAGAGAACACAGCUCUGCAACCAGGUGGAGGUGUUGUCGUCAGAACUUGCGAGGCGCGAGCAGCAACAGUUGAGGAUGCUGGAGCAGUUGAAGGAGAUCCAAGGCCGUUCGGAGGCGUGUGCUGCCGAGAGGGCCCGGGCCCUGCUCAGGGCUGAGGAGGCUGAGGCCCGGCUCCAGGACAGCUCCACGAGGAGGGAGGAGCUGAAAACCAGAGCCCAGGAGGCAGUCAGACAGUGGAGGGCCAAGUGCAAGAGAAUGGAGAGGGACAUGGAGGAAAUGAGGGGACAGGCCCAGCUGGACACGGAGAAAGCCAAACAGGCGUGUAAGGAGAGAGAGCUGUCCCGGGCCCAGCUGAAAGCCUUCUCCCAGCAGACUGAAGGGGUGCGCAGGGAGCUAGCGGAGGUGCUGGGGCGUCUGGCUCGGAGCGAGGAAGAGGUGCUCCGUAAAGACGUGGAGCUGUCAGAGACGCGGGCACGUCACCUGGGCCUAGAGCAGGAAGUGAGGGAGGUGAGGGAGGCCUCCAUAGCCCUGGAGGAGGAGGCCCAGCGGCAGUCUGUCCUGCAGGUUAGGCUGAGAGAGGAGAACCAGAGUCUGGAGGAGAGGGCUGAGGCCGUGGCCCGACGCAGCCAGAGAGACCAGGAGGAGUUACAUAGCCUUCAGGCAGCCAUGAAGGAGUUAACCUCCGCCCGUGCCCAGCUCACCACCCGUCUAGCUGAGGAGGCGGCGUUCAGGACGGAGCUCCAGAGGAGUGGGGCGGAGGGGGCAGCGCGGCUGGCCGCAGCCCAGGAGCAGAGGGCUUCCCUGGGGCAGCAGCUGGAGCUGGAGAGGGAGGUGCACCAGAGUGAGCUGGCCAGUCUCAGAGCCACUGUGCAGAACGGCAGGGCCAAGCAGGAUAGAGACAUACAGGAGACACUACGACUCUGUAUGAAGGAGAGGAAUGAGAUGGAGCAUCACCUCAAGGAGAUCAAGGCGGAUGCCGCGUCGGACAAGGAGCUGGUGAGGGCUCUGCGUGUGAAGCUGGACAGGAUGAAGACUGAGUGUGACCGGAUGACAGAGGAGCUGAACGAAGGAGAGGAGCAACGCUCACACCUCCGCGGCAAAUACCAGCUACUCAAGCAGGAACUGGACGACAAGGUGAAGUGCAUGGUUCAGGGAGAGGAGCGGAGGCGUGGGUCAGAGGAGGCUGUAGCGACACUAGAGGACAGACUGUCUCGUCUGGACACUGAACAGGAGUCCAUCCUCAGUUCUGUAGCAGAGGAGAUAGAUGCUGCCUGCAGAGCACUGUUCAAGGACUCCCAGGACAAACUCAAAGCCAUAUCCCUCAAUCCUGGACUCCAGAAAGACCCUCAUCGCUGGUUGGCUGAGACCAAGACCAAGCUGCGUUGGCUAUGUGAGGAGGUGUCUGUCCAUGAGGCCAGAGAGAGAAAGCUGCGUCGGCAGGUCCAGCAGGACAGAGAACAGCUGAAAGGACUGAGACAGAGCAGAGACUCUGAAAGACAGGCCCUGCUACAGAGACUGGACCAGCAGGAGAAACUACUGCACUCCAUCAGCACAGAGAAGAAAGAACUCCUGGAGAAGACUCGGAGGAAGGAAAAUGAGAUGAGAAGUCUUCAGGAUCGUAUAUUGGAUCUGGAGAUGAGCACCAGGCUGGCGGUGGAUCACCUGGAGUCAGUCCCUGAGAAGCUGUGUCUGCUGGACAACUUCAAAGACCUGGAGGAGUCUCAGCGGCAGAAGGAGUUGGUGGAACAACGUUACAUUAAAUACAAAGAGAUCGUUGGAGUCCUGCAGCACCAGCUGGAUGAGUCCAAACGACAGAUACAGGAGUGCAGGGAUGACAGGUUGGACGCUACAACGCAGAGCAUUCGAUUGACUUCUCUCUCCUCCUCCAUAAGAGGCCCUAGCGCUCUCCUCACCAGCUCCAUGCUCACUGACACCACGUCUCCACACAAACACCUGGCCUCUCCAGACUGCACUCUGGACUAUAGCCUUUCUCUGGACCGCCGAGCCUCUCCUGCUGUCAACGGUUGCCACCCUCACUCCGUCUCCGACCACCUCAACAGUAACACAUAGUGCCCACCCUCACUCCGUCUCCGACCACCUCAACAGUAACACAUAGUGCCCACCCUCACUCCGUCUCCGACCACCUCAACAGUAACACAUAGUGCCCACCCUCACUCCGUCUCCGACCACCUCAACAGUAACACAUAGUGCCCACCCUCACUCCGUCUCCGACCACCUCAACAGUAACACAUAGUGCCCACCCUCACUCCGUCUCCGACCACCUCAACAGUAACACAUAGUGCCCACCCUCACUCCGUCUCCGACCACCUCAACAGUAACACAUAGUGCCCACCCUCACUCCGUCUCCGACCACCUCAACAGUAACACAUAGUGCCCACCCUCACUCCGUCUCCGACCACCUCAACAGUAACACAUAGUGCCCACCCUCACUCCGUCUCCGACCACCUCAACAGUAACACAUAGUGCCCACCAUCAGGGAGUCACACUGGUUACAUACAUGUAUUCAUCAACAAGCCUUUCAUUACAGAGUUGGAUAGAGGGCUCACACAGAAGUGUGUUUUAACAUGGGCAUAGAGGCGACAAUAGCAAAGAUAGUGGUGGGCCCUCUUUUUAACUCUAUGCCUUACUGACAGUACAAUCAACACCCAACUCUAUGCAGUACCGUGGUUGCAAAGCAUCACCACAACAGUCUUCCGUGAAUACCUCAACCAAAAAACAGCCAACCCUUCCAAGCUGCGUAACUAGCAGCCAACCUAGAAAACAGCUAGCAUGAAGCCAAGCAUACAUACUAAGUGCGAUUGUGAUAAGUAAAACAGGGUUAAACCUAGUGGAAGGUUCAUAGCACAUAGCUUGGGGUGUCUUAUAAGAGAACCACCAAAUUUAGCACUGUGAAAGACGAUUGCAGCUUUUUUUAUGAACCGAUAUUUAUGAAGAUUUUUCAUUGAAUGUUACUUUGUGCAAAGAAAGCAGGCACAGCUUAAAGAACCCAUGAAGUUUGACUGAAAAUAGAUUGAAGAACCAGUGAUAAAGCCAAGAUAGGUCAACAUUCCAACAUGUCAUACUAACGUUACAUUUCUAUACGUAUUUCAACACUCAAAACACUUCUCUGAAAAACACUAUUUUAAGCCCCAAUGUUUACCUUUUUUUGUGACAGUUUUUGUACUCUGGUGUUAUCAUGCCAAUGUGUUUUAUCUGAACAGAUUAGAUGUGAUGAUUAUAUUUAUGCUGACAUUCUGUGAAAGAUGUGCUGCCGUUUUAACUUCAUGUAGCCCAUGCAUUAACAAUAUAUUAUUAUUAUUUUCAACAGACUUGACAAGUCACAAGGAGUUUGUUUUUAUAUUGGACUGUUUUUACCACUACCGUCAUUUUUUAUUUAAAAGAUGUACUUUUAUGCAUUUGUGGAAAUACGUUUUUAUUUGUAAAGAAGAAGAAAAAUGCCAAUAAGCACAAUAUAUGUAUAUUUUUAUGAAAUGUAGAAAAGAAUAUAUGCAAUAAACAAAUCUCCACAGAUCUGUAAGGAUCAUU
Messenger RNA from Salvelinus namaycush (lake trout), 4861 nucleotides. Its product is annotated as centrosomal protein of 128 kDa-like. The record is from RefSeq and is a predicted model, not a curated record. Lineage: Eukaryota; Metazoa; Chordata; Actinopteri; Salmoniformes; Salmonidae. The coding region runs from base 113 to 3385 and encodes 1090 amino acids. The transcript has 25 exons.